AUGACCAACUGUGUCAGCAGAAACCCUGCUGUUCCUGCAAUCGAGGUGUCCUCUGCCUGGGGAAUGUUCCUGCUUCUCAUAGGUUUCCAGUUCCUAGUGAUUCACAGCUGGACUUCUGAAGAAUUAAGGAAGAAUGAUGACCAAAAAGUCAUGGGCAGUUAUUUCCCUGCCACUGUGGAGUAUGCCUUACACAUAUUCAACCUAAAGAGCAAGGACAUGAAUGCCUAUAAGCUGGUGCGCAUCCAGAAUUCCUGGAAGGAGCAGGUAGAGACCAUGAUGGCUUUCUCCAUGAAGCUGGAACUUCGCAGGACCAAGUGUGGGAAAUUUGAUGAUGACAUUGACAACUGUCCCUUUCAACAAAGCCCAGAGCUGAACAACACCUUCACCUGCUUCUUCACCAUCAGCACCAAUCCCUGGAGAACAAUGUUCAAACUCCUAAACAAGACCUGCCUGGAAGGGAUCUACUAA
Messenger RNA from Molossus molossus (Pallas's mastiff bat), 468 nucleotides. RefSeq names its product cystatin-9-like. The record is from RefSeq and is a predicted model, not a curated record. Gene Ontology annotation, molecular function: cysteine-type endopeptidase inhibitor activity. Gene Ontology annotation, biological process: antimicrobial humoral response. Lineage: Eukaryota; Metazoa; Chordata; Mammalia; Chiroptera; Molossidae.